UAUUCCUUAUUUACCCAAACACGUUCGCAAAUUCUUCACAGGCCCGUAACCGUAAUAGAAAAGAGAAGCAACAAGGCAACACCUUCGUUUGCUACCAUUUUACGACACUCUAAUGCAAUAAAAUCAGCAACACAGUAAACGAGGACCUCGGAGGAGGGGGGAAUUCAUAUCCGGCAAACGACGGCAUGGCAGAGGGUUCUACUAGCGCAGCAACAGGCUCUCCAUGGGAGUCCAUGAUCACGAGGAUCGUCGGAUUGCUCGUGGAGCUCGAGUCUUUGAGGCAACAGAUCACGGCCCUCAACUCGAGCAUCGAGGAGCUGGUCGAGCGUUUCGACUUCAUGGGCAGGAUGAGCACUUCCUCCAUUGAAGAGCUGACCAGCUUGAGAGAGAGAGGGGCCAUGGAGGAGGAAGCGGCAAUUGAUACUUACAAUGAACGUGGGAGGAAGCUGCUGUCAGAAGUCGAAGUGUCCAAACGGUUGGAGGAGAUGGAGACGGUGCGGGUGGGCUCGGGUUGCCGAAGGGAGGAGGAAGAGGCGGAGGUGUGUGCGGUGUGCAUGGAGGGGUUGGAGACGGGGUGCGAGGUCAAGCUAUUGGCUUGCUCCCACAAGUACCACAGGGACUGUAUUGGGAGUUGGAUGGCCUAUAAGAACCUUUGUCCUCUCUGUCGCUGUUUUUUUUUCCUCUCUUUGGGCACAAGGCAUGAAGGCUUUGAUUGA
Molecule: messenger RNA, 716 nt
Organism: Nymphaea colorata (pocket water lily)
Lineage: Eukaryota; Viridiplantae; Streptophyta; Magnoliopsida; Nymphaeales; Nymphaeaceae
Exons: 2
Coding region: 186-716 (176 amino acids)
Source: RefSeq, a predicted model, not a curated record